Molecule: messenger RNA, 1185 nt
Organism: Closterium sp. NIES-65
Lineage: Eukaryota; Viridiplantae; Streptophyta; Zygnematophyceae; Desmidiales; Closteriaceae
Source: the annotation of a GenBank genome assembly
AUGGUACAUCGAUCGAUGGCUUCGUCGAAGCUUCUCGCCCUCGGGAUCGUCCUGCUCCUCCUCAUCAACCUCGCGACCUUCGCCGUCGCCGACGUCGACGACGACGACCGCCCGAAGCGCGAGAGAGAGCGCAAGAGGGACGGCUCGGGCAACCGGGACCAGGAUUGCAACAGGGACCGCGACCGUGACAGGUCCUGCGGCAAGUCUGGCGGCACGCAAAAAGCUGGCGCCGGCCGGCAGGGCGGCGGCGGCGGGGGAAGCGUCGAUGGCGCGGGUGCGGGUUGUGGUGGGCGGCUAGGCGGCAGCAACAACGGCAAAAACGGCGAUGGCGCGGGUGCGGGUCGUGGCGGGCAGCUGGGCGGCAGCAACAGAGCGGGGAAGGUGUGGCAGGGCAAGAAGGGCGGUGGAAACUGUAGUGGCGGGUCCGGCUCGUGCAACGGCGGGGGCGGAGGCGAAGGGUCGGGGAGAAACGCGGCGGCGGUGAGCAUUCACAGUGCCGUGCUCGGCGGUUGCAUGCAGAGCGCGGGGUACGUGGUGGCGGACAACCGGGAGAGGGAUCGCAAGAGGGACGGAUCUGGCGACCAGGACCGCGACCGCGACCGCAAGCGCGACGGCUUCGGCUCCAGCUCUGCCCGCAUACGGUAUCUGAGAAAGGAGAAGCGCCAUCGCUUUCUGGGAGGUGGUUGGUGGGUUCUUGCACUUGGGUGGUGGGGGCCAGGGAGAGGGGGGUUUCGGCGGGGGAGGUGGGGGGACGGGUUUCAUAGGAGGUGGUUACAAAAGGGGUUUGAAGGGGUUGGGAGGGAAAGAAUUCAGCCUGCCAGUCUGGCUCAUCUCUGGGAGAAAGAGCGCCAUCGCCUCUUGGGAGGUGGUGGGUACUUGCGCUUGGGUGGGGGUGGGCUGGGAGGAGGGAGUUUUGGUGGUGGGGGGCUGGGCUUUCUAGGUGGGCUGGGAGGAGGUUUCAGAGGUAUGGGAGGUGGUUUGGGGGGAGGGAAUGGAGGGGGCUUGGUGGGAGAAGAGGGAGGGGGUCUUGGUGGGGGAGAAGUUGUGAGUGAUUUCAGUGGUGGGGGGCUUGGGGGUGGUCUAGGGGGAGGGGAGGGUGGAGGCUUAGGGGGAGGGGAGGGUGGAGGCCUAGGGGGAGGGGAGGGCGGAGGCCUAGGGGGAGGGGAGGGCGGAGACUUAGGGUGA